Molecule: messenger RNA, 4989 nt
Organism: Anopheles coustani
Lineage: Eukaryota; Metazoa; Arthropoda; Insecta; Diptera; Culicidae
Gene: fmt
Product: serine/threonine-protein phosphatase 6 regulatory subunit 3
Exons: 13
Coding region: 503-3310 (935 amino acids)
Cellular component (GO): nucleus; cytosol
Molecular function (GO): protein phosphatase binding; protein phosphatase regulator activity
Source: RefSeq, a predicted model, not a curated record
CACAACACUACUCGGAACAGAACGGCAGUUUUGGUGCAUGAUUUGCAUUGGACUUUCCUCGAUAAGACUUCUAUCAGAGGAAAAUUGCUACAUCUCAUCAGGAGUGGCCAAAGCCCGGCAUCAAUCGUGCACAGCGCUGUGUUAUCUAUGCUUUGCUCGUAGUUUACGGAAAGCUAGCUAGCUAGAAAAGUAGCCGCUACAAAGGACACAUGUACUGAAGAUUGCAUCGAUUGUACUGCAAACAAAGCAAACCGUGCUCACCUCAAAGCCAACGAACACAACCACCAAAAGUCAGCUACCCACGUUUCGUUGACUUACUAAUCACUAUUGGAAGGAAAAGAAAGGACACAUUAUACUAAUACGUGGCAGUGAGAAAGUUGAUACGGGCAAUUCAUUGUCGGUCGUGUCGCUAGCGCACGCCCCAAACUUUAUUGCAAUCGGCCGCAGUCGAUUGCCGGUCGGUUCUGUUUUAAUUCCAGUUUUCAAAAUAAAAAGAAGCAUUAUGUACUGGGACUUGCAAACCACACAGUCCGACGUGGAUACAUUGCUUAGCAAAGAGGGUAUAACCCUCCAGGAAGUGUUGGAAUAUGAAAACAUUUUGCAAGAAUGUAAAACUCAGAAUCCCAAACUGUUACAAUACUUAAAUCGCACCGAGAUUUUCGACGCACUCAUCGAUCUCAUCAUUCAGGAACCGGCCGCCAACGCAGACGAACAUGUACGCUUCAUGCAUUCCAAUAUGGCAUGCGAAAUACUUACCAGUGAUGUACCGUCCUUCAAGACGCACCUCGUCGAGAACCAGAACUUCCUGAACAAGCUGUACAGCUUCCUCACCAAGGAACCCCCGCUCAAUCCGCUCCUGACGUCGUUCUUCUGCAAAACCUUCGGCAUGCUGAUAGCGAAGCAGAACGAGCAGGACUACUUUUCCUACAAAUCUGUGUGCCUACAAGUAUUAGAGUUUAUCAAAUCGAAGAAAGGUUUCCUGCCGACGGUUCUGAAGCACUUCGGCAACCAGGUCGUCAGCGAUCUGCUGCUGUCCCAUAUCACCGACAUCGAGGAUGCCGAGCUCAAGUCGGAACUGCUGGAGUGGCUCAACGAGGAACAGCUGAUUGCGCAAAUCAUAGCCUUACUGAAGCAACCGGGUCAGGUGCAGAAGCACUAUAAUGCGGCCCAGUUUCUAAUUGAACUGAUCAAGAUCAGCCGGUGUAAGCGGCAGAACGAUCGCCAAGACAAAGUCACAUCCGAUCCUCUGUUAAAUACUCUGGAAAGCGAAGCCACAACGAAACAACUGGUCGAUGUCAUUCUGGAGGAAAAGGGGGAAGAAAGUGCAAUUGUAUCUGGAAUUCAAAUCAUUUUACGGCUGCUAGAAAAUACUAUCAUCCAAGAGCCCGUCUCCGAUACUGUCCUGCAAAUGGUUAUUGACGCCGAAAAGGAGCACCACGACACGGUCGUGUCCCGCCUUGUUAACGUUAUCAAACCUCGAGUUGCUGAAUUAGUUGAAAUUUUGCUAAACCCGCCUGUGAAACCGGAUAUCAUUUCCACCGUCGGUACGCUGUCGCCUCCACUAGGGAACGUGAGACUGCAGAUAUGUAAUUUAUUUACAGUAUUAGUAAAAACCAAUGACAAAGAGAUUAUCAAGUCAAUAUGCGCUACGGAAUAUUACAACACAUUGCUCAUGCUGGUCAAGCAAUACUGCUGGAACAACUUCCUCCAUAGCCGCGCUAGUGCGUGCAUCACCUAUGCGCUUGCGGCCUACGAUGUAAUCGAUGUGGACACGUUUAAAACUACUGACUUGCAGCGACACGUAAUCGUCGAUUGUCAGAUAGCGCCAAAGUUGCUCGAUCUGUACCACCAUAACCAGAAACACGUGGAGGAACACCGUCGCCGAUUGGGCUACAUGGGCCAUCUGACUGAAAUGCUCGACGCGUUGGCCGUUAACAUGAAUGGGUCGGACGAACUUCGUGCCUUAGUGCAGGCGACGCUGACCGUGGACGAGCAGGAAGAUUGGACCAAGCUAACCGACGGAGCAGACAGCUAUCUGGCAACAACGUUGUCUGUCCAAAUGAGGUUCCUGGCUGACCAGGAUCCGCACAAAAUCUGCCCCAACGGACCGGGAGGCGACGCAAUGCCGGAUUCAAACGAUUUUAACGCGUACCUGCAAACGAACUACAACGAAGUGAUGGACAUGCUGAGUGACGUAAUUAAAAACAUUUCCAUCAUCGACGUAAGUGAAGCCAUGUUAGGCGAUUCGGAUUCGCUGAACGCGUGGGCCAAUCUCGGUUCGGCUGAUCGGAUCGAGUCGGAGCUUGCUGGUGUAAGUGGUCUGUCGGCUUUAUCCGGCGAUGAUCGUGGUCUAGCAGAUGACGAUGACGACCUGUUUGGUGGACACAGUAGUAGUGUGAUAUUCGACGGUGACGGCGAACAGGAUAAGGCGACGAACGAGGACGAUGAUCCGUUUCUGCCUCUGCAGUCAGCCGACACGAACCCACAGGAGGAUCACAAGAACCUGAUGAUGGGGGAUAGUUUACUUGGACUCAACGCUGGGUUAGAUUUUGCAUCGUUGGCAUCGUCGGGGCUUGAGGAGACCGAAGGAAACAGUGAAGUGCCGCUCACCAGCGGAAUGAAUCACAACAUACUGAAGCUGCUCGAAGCCGUCAAUGAAGCAGGGCCACCGUCUGGAGGAUCUAUGCUGGAUGAUAACUUUGCCGACUUUGAUGCGGUCCUGGGCGUAAAUAGUGGUAAUAUGAGCGGUGCCAGUGAAACAUCCACUGCCGUUGUCGGUGCGGUUAGUGAAACGGUGGAAUUCAAUCCAUUUGAAGACAGUUGCGCUGCCGAGAGUGCAGUCGCCGAUGAUUCGGCUUUCACUCCCAUCACUACUGCGCCGUCGGCCGCACUGAAUGGGCCCGCGUUUAGUGACGUCGUGCCUGCAGAAAUGCUUGGCUCUGGGUUUGAAGUGCAAAAUUGGAACGAACCUGAAAAGAUGCUCCCAAUCACGAAAGGCGAUGGUGAUUCGAAUGAAAUCGUUCCGGUUGCCAAAGUCGCCACCGUCGCCGAUAAAAGCGUUGACGAAGUAGGCGUCGAUAGCAAAAAAAGCAGUGAAAAAACGGUUGCUACCAACGAAUGCAUUGAAACAGCAAUUCCAUCUGCGAAAAUUAGUGUAGUUGACACCGUUCAAGAAGAAAUCAAGCCAUCAGCAGUGGCUCAAGAGGAGUCCAGUAGUAGCACUGAUUCCAGCGCACCAGCAAGUGGCACCUCGAACAGCUCAACCCUUGUUGCGGAUGAUGGAGAUACGAGUGAAUCCACGGCCAAUUGAGGGUUUCUGGAAGCCAGCCGUUGUUAUCACCGUUCUGCUCACCCGCCAACUGCACAUCAUCGGGCUCGCCCGGCAUCAUCAUCAUCAACGCGGCCAUCGACAGUACACGCGCCUGCUUUGUCGGACCAAUCGGGGCAAUCGAAGCAGCAACAACGACAACGGCGCCGCAGGCAAAGAAGAAGAAAAAACCAACGAGCAGUCACUAGUGCGACUACGGCCAACGCCAACAAUACUACCACCACUCAACGGUAUACCUCCUCCUAGGCGUAUCUAUUGUCGAGGAUCGAGAAUCCCGGAAUAUUGUACCGGUAAGAGCUUUGUAUGGAGACACAUAUGAAAUGAGGACAACCACAUCACACAGACAUAAGACAAACGAAGGCUGAUACCUACCGACGACUAAGGGCUAAGCAGUUGCAUCGAAAGUAGAAUUCUUCAAAAGUCGCACACCAUUUUCGAGCAACAUCCGGCACCUUGGGGUAGAGUUUUCUGUUUCUUUUCUUUUCAAAUACUAAGCUUUGCCAAAACGAAAAACAAAGGAAAAGAUAGUCAAAGAAUGUUUAGACUUUGUUACAUUUGUGACUUUCCAUUGGUAGUUUGAUCCGUAAAGUAAGAUGCAUUUGAUUGAAAGGCUUAAAAUAUGUGUUGUUACCAAACAGGAAUCAAAUUUAUCAAACAGGGACAGAUAGACUGUACUGUACUGUUUAAUUUUCACCGUAGAUCAUACCAUAUUUGGGCUAUGGUUUGACUCUAUCCCUCUAAAGCCUUACUACUUGCCGCUUUUACUUGCCACGAUGAAGUAAUACCACAGAACAAAUAUGAUGUUUUUAAAUGCUGCAAGGCUUUGUUAUUCUGAGUUGAAGUGUUAUAUGAUUUUUCAUUAACACUUUGUGGAUGGGGCCCGAGUGUACUCGGGCUAGCUUGGCUUAACUGUAGCAUGUGUUUUUUCAGAAAGCGCCCGUCAACAAAAUGUUAGUUUCAACAUUAUUUUUGACUGUUUUGCAUUAUGCAUUUUGGUCUGUUUCCUUGCGUGUGGCUGGUCUUUUGUGUAUUUAAACAAACUCAAAUAAUAUAGUCGUGAGGCGCAGAUAGCGAUAGACAUAUUCGAAUCGAUCGACAUUAUCACCAGCUUAUGGAAGCAAUAACUAAUCACUCCCAGAUAGCAGGGCAAAUUUGUGUUCUAAGAAUACGCACACCACUACAUGAAUUGACAGGAAGUGGUAUCAAAUUGUGCUGUGACAUUGUAGAGAAUUUUUGCUUUGGCCAAUUUUGAUUGAUUUUGAUUCAAAGGUUCGAAUUAAAGCCUCACGUAAUGCGCACAUCGAUAAACGAAACGUGCGGGCGGAUCUAAUAUCUUGGGUUAAUUUUUUUUCCGAAAUCAUGACGCUCUCACAACGAUCCGAGCCGCUUAUGUCCAAUGUGGUGUGUUUAGCAACGUUUUGAUAAUGCUAAUAAAUGUUUUUAACCACACAUCCACACAUAAUGAUUUUUGUUGCUGUCGAGUGCAGUGGGAAUGUACCUAGAGGGGGUGUAAUAAAAAUAAUCAAUGGUAAAGCAAAAGAAAACUAAAGGGAAACAAUUUAUGCAAACCAAAUCUUAACAAAAAAAAAGAGAAAAUAAACUAUUGAUGUCAUAUCAAACACAAACGGUAGUUACUGCGGAAAUAGAACGUUAGGUCACGG